UGCGACCUUCUAGAUCCCCCCCCCGGCGAUGCCCUUCCUGAUCGCCCCUCCGACAAGGAUAUGAUAUGAAUUCCAUGCGCCCCCCGUCUCCUUCUCCGCACUCCCCCUCCGUCUUAUCCGAGCGCCGGAUCCUGAGGAGGCUAUCGGGCUUAUCCUCGCCCGUCGACCAGCAGCCCCCCGAUAAUAACCACCCCGCCGCAAUCACCGAGGAGAUCAGCGAGAUCAAACGCUACGAGGACUUUACCACCAUCGACUGGGUGCAGGAUGCAGUGCAAGAGCAAGCGCGACGCCGAGCCAAGCGCCGUGAUGGCUCGGGCUUCUGGGACCAGGAAGGCACCUUUGGCUGGCGACGAAAGGUGCGCGAGUCCUACGAUGCCGGACAGGCGUGGCUCGUCAUCACCAUCGUCGGCGCGGUGAUCGGAUUGAUCUCGGCCUUCUUGAAUAUUAUCACCGAGUGGCUGUCGGACAUCAAACUGGGUCAUUGUACCACGGCGUUCUAUCUCAAUGAGAAUUUCUGUUGUUGGGGCGCAGAGGGAGGCUGUUCUGAAUGGAAGCAUUGGACUUCAUAUUGGCUUGUGAAUUAUAUGAUAUACACCUUCUACGCGGUCCUGUUUGCCUUCGUCGCCGCUAGUCUCGUCAAAUCAUUCGCUCCGUAUGCCGCAGGCUCUGGUAUCUCCGAGAUCAAGUGUAUUAUUGCGGGAUUCGUGAUGAAAGGCUUCUUGGGCGCGUGGACACUCUUGAUCAAGUCCAUUGCGCUGCCGCUGGCCAUUGCAUCGGGUCUCUCUGUCGGCAAAGAGGGACCGAGUGUUCAUUUUGCGGUGUGUGCAGGAAAUGUGAUAUCGCGAUUCUUCAGCAAAUAUAGACGGAAUGCAUCCAAGACUAGAGAGGUUUUGACCGCGACGGCAGCGGCCGGUGUAGCUGUUGCCUUUGGCAGUCCAAUUGGAGGGGUGCUGUUCUCUCUGGAGGAAGUUGCGUCGUAUUUCCCACUCAAAACGCUAUGGCGAAGUUACUUUUGCGCAUUGGUUGCGACUGGUGUUUUGGCGGCAAUGAACCCCUUUAGAACCGGACAACUGGUCAUGUUUCAAGUACAAUACGAUCGCACGUGGCAUUUCUUCGAGCUGAUAUUCUUUGUCUUCAUCGGCAUCUUCGGGGGUCUGUACGGAGCGCUUGUGAUCAAGUGGAACCUCCGAGUGCAGGCAUUCCGCAAGAAGUAUCUCUCCCAACAUGCAGUGUUGGAGUCGGUUAUCCUGGCCGCCAUUACAGCCAUCUUGUGCUUCCCGAACAUGUUUCUGAGAAUUAACAUGACGGAAAUGAUGGAGAUUCUGUUCCGGGAGUGCGAGGGUGGCCAUGACUAUCAUGGGCUUUGCGACAGACCCAAACGUCGCUGGUAUAUGGUUGGAUCAUUGGCGAUAGCCACCUUCCUUCGAAUCUUUUUGGUCAUCAUAUCCUACGGGUGCAAAGUGCCAGCGGGAAUCUUCGUGCCGUCGAUGGCCGUGGGAGCGUCGUUCGGCCGUCUGGUCGGCAUUCUCGUGCAAGCGCUAUAUGAAUCUUUUCCCGACUCCAGAUUCUUUGCCUCAUGCGAUCCUGAUGUUCCGUGCAUCACACCCGGAACGUACGCCUUCCUGGGCGCUGGCGCAGCGCUGAGUGGUAUCAUGCAUUUGACCAUCUCGGUGACGGUCAUCAUGUUUGAAUUGACUGGCGCAUUGACCUAUAUUCUCCCUACUAUGAUCGUCGUCGGCGUCACCAAAGCAGUCGGCGACCGCUUCGGCAACGGGGGCAUCGCAGACCGCAUGAUCUGGUCGAACGGCUUCCCCUUCCUCGACAACAAAGAAGAACACGUCUUCAACGUGCCCGUCUCCCACGCCAUGACCAGCGACCCGCUGACCCUACCUGCCUCCGACUUCCCCGUGCGCGAAGCCGAGCACCUCCUCAGCGACAACAAAUUCCAGGGCUUCCCGAUCGUCGAGGACCGCUCCUCCAAGAUCCUCGUCGGCUACAUCGGCCGCACCGAACUGCGGUACGCCAUCGACCGCGCGCGCGCCGAGGGCAUGGUCUCGCCGACGGCGCGCUGCGUCUUCACCAAAGAAGCCGCCGAGGCGUCCGUCGCGCGCCGCGCCUCUUCCUCCCGCCACUCCCUCGUCCCGGACACCUUCGACGCCAUCCACCGCAGCUCGGGCUCCAGCUUCGUCGACUUCAGCCGCUACGCAGACCACACGCCCCUCACCGUGCAUCCGCGCCUGCCGCUCGAGACCGUCAUGGAGAUCUUCAAGAAGAUGGGCCCGCGGGUCAUUCUCGUCGAACACCGCGGCCGCCUUUCGGGCCUCGUCACCGUCAAGGACUGCCUCAAGUACCAGUUCAAAGUCGAGGCCGAGGAACAGGCCCUGGCGGCGACGAACAAUCCCCAGGAACUGCGGCUGGGAGAGCAUCUGCACGGGCAGGGCGAUACGCUGGAAGAGCGGUUGUGGCAUUUCAUACAGUCCUUGGGUUCGAGGAUUCCGGGCUGGAACAGGCCGAGUCGGACGCCUGGUGAAUACCGCGGGGUGGCGCAGGAUACGGGGGUUGUGGAGUUGGAGGAGAGGCAGUAGUCUGGUCUCUGAAUGGUUAUGUAUACACUUCCUACAUAGAUUCUGGAUCUGGCAUCCAGUUGAAUAUAGAUUUGCU
Molecule: messenger RNA, 2661 nt
Organism: Aspergillus steynii IBT 23096
Lineage: Eukaryota; Fungi; Ascomycota; Eurotiomycetes; Eurotiales; Aspergillaceae
Product: chloride channel protein
Exons: 7
Coding region: 66-2585 (839 amino acids)
Biological process (GO): chloride transport; intracellular iron ion homeostasis; intracellular copper ion homeostasis
Cellular component (GO): early endosome; fungal-type vacuole; membrane
Molecular function (GO): voltage-gated chloride channel activity
Source: RefSeq, a predicted model, not a curated record